Molecule: messenger RNA, 3275 nt
Organism: Egretta garzetta (little egret)
Lineage: Eukaryota; Metazoa; Chordata; Aves; Pelecaniformes; Ardeidae
Gene: LZTR1
Product: leucine zipper like transcription regulator 1
Exons: 19
Coding region: 11-2275 (754 amino acids)
Cellular component (GO): Golgi apparatus
Molecular function (GO): protein binding
Source: RefSeq, a predicted model, not a curated record
CAGGAAGACGAUGCUGAACGACCUCCUGCGCUUCGACGUGAAGGACUGCUCCUGGUGCAGGGCUUUUACCACGGGGACCCCGCCAGCACCACGGUAUCACCACUCAGCUGUGGUCUAUGGGAGCAGCAUGUUUGUGUUUGGUGGCUAUACUGGAGACAUUUAUUCCAAUUCCAACCUGAAGAAUAAAAAUGAUCUCUUUGAAUAUAAGUUUGCAACUGGACAGUGGACGGAGUGGAAGACUGAAGGAAGAUUGCCUGUUGCGAGGUCAGCUCAUGGUGCAACAGUGUAUAGUGAUAAGCUGUGGAUCUUUGCAGGAUACGAUGGCAAUGCACGGUUAAAUGAUAUGUGGACGAUUGGCCUGCAGGACAGAGAGCUGACGUGCUGGGAAGAGAUUGAGCAAAGUGGUGAAAUUCCUCCUUCGUGCUGUAAUUUUCCCGUGGCUGUCUGCAAAGACAAGAUGUUUGUUUUCUCUGGCCAGAGUGGAGCAAAGAUUACCAAUAAUCUCUUUCAGUUUGAAUUCAAGGAAAAGAUUUGGACACGAAUUCCUACCGAGCACUUACUUCGAGGCUCCCCCCCUCCUCCACAGCGAAGAUACGGCCACACAAUGGUUGCAUUCGACCGGCAUCUCUACGUGUUUGGUGGUGCUGCAGAUAACACGCUGCCCAACGAGCUCCACUGCUAUGACGUGGACUCUCAGACCUGGGAAGUUAUCCAGCCCAGCCCAGACAGUGAGGUGUCCCAUCCAGAAGUGGCUGAGAGAGUAUCUGCCCCAGAAGAAGUUCCCUCCUUGCCCUCGGAAGAACGUGGUAUAAAAAAAUCUCGGGAUGUAUUUGGUUUAGAUUUCGGCAUAACAACAGUUAAACAACCACCCACAGCAGACUCAGAGUUACCCAGUGGGAGACUCUUCCACGCCGCGGCUGUUAUCUCAGAUGCUAUGUACAUCUUUGGCGGCACGGUGGACAAUAACAUUAGAAGUGGAGAAAUGUACAGGUUCCAGUUUUCUUGUUACCCUAAAUGCACUCUGCAUGAAGAUUAUGGAAGGCUGUGGGAAAACAGACAGUUCAGUGACUUGGAGUUUGUUUUGGGAGAGAAGGAAGAACGAGUCCGAGGGCACACUGCAAUUGUUACAGCUCGCUGCAAGUGGCUGAAAAAGAAAAUCAUGCAGGCAAGGGAGAGGUUGAAACAGAAAUCAAAGCAAGAUCUUGAAGAUGAGGGACAUGCGGUGUGUCAGAAGGAUGGGAUUGGUGGGAAUGUCAAGUUGUGCCGCCUGCAGCCACUGCUGGAAGUGCCCAUCCGAGAGGCUGAGGCGCAACCCUUCGAGGUGCUCAUGCAGUUUCUGUAUACAGAUAAAAUAAAAUACCCUCGCAAAGGUCAUGUGCAGGAUGUGUUACUUAUUAUGGAUGUAUACAAACUAGCCUUAAACUUCAAGCUCUCUCGACUGGAACAGCUCUGCCUUCAAUAUAUUGAAGCAUCCGUAGAUCUGCAGAAUGUGCUCAUUGUGUGUGAAAAUGCUAACAAGCUUCAGCUGGAUCAGCUAAAGGAACAUUGCCUCAACUUUGUGGUGAAGGAAUCACAUUUUAACCAGGUAAUAAUGAUGAAGGAGUUUGAGCAUCUUUCAUCAUCCCUCAUAGUGGAGAUUGUACGGAGAAAACAGCAACCUCCUGUUCGAACACAUUCUGAUCAGCCGCUUGACAUCGGAACAUCUUUAAUUCAGGACAUGAAGGCUUACCUAGAAGGAGCUGGGACCGAAUUCUGUGAUAUCAUCCUUCUCUUAGACGGCCACCCAAGGCCAGCCCAUAAAGCAAUCCUAGCAGCCCGCUCCAGUUACUUUGAAGCCAUGUUCCGUUCCUUCAUGCCAGAAGAUGGGCAAGUGAAUAUUUCUAUAGGCGAAAUGGUUCCCAGCAAGCAAGCAUUUGAAUCUAUGCUUAGAUACAUUUAUUAUGGAGAAGUAAACAUGCCUCCUGAAGACUCCCUCUACCUCUUUGCUGCACCUUACUAUUACGGCUUCUCCAACAACAGACUGCAAGCCUAUUGUAAGCAGAAUCUGGAAAUGAACGUCACAGUGGAGAACGUACUCCAGAUUUUAGAGGCAGCUGACAAGACCCAGGCGCUGGACAUGAAGAGGCACUGCCUGCACAUCAUCGUUCACCAGUUCACCAAGCGGAGGCUGCAGGAAGACAAACAGGUUGGCGUGAUUCUCACCAGAACGUACUGGGGGGAGACGAACAUUGCGACAUUUCAGAAAGAGAGAUUUGAACGGAAGGGCGUUACUUAAUUGUACUCCGCUAACCAGAAUAUGUGGAAAUGUUUUAUAUUUAAACUGUUGACUGCUAGAACAGUUUUCAUCAAAAUGUGGCUGGAAGACUGUCAAGCAGAUGUGCACGAAGAAAUCUUCAUUAUGCAAUGUUUUUCUUUGGCCUGAGAGGCUGCAGUGUGUGAUUUUUGGCCUGGCGCUGGGUGACUCUGUGUGUGGCUGGGCACGAAUGCUUGCCGUUCUGCUCCCAGGAAAGCCACAGGCUCUGAAGGGCGACUUGUUCGAGCUGCGCAAGCCCGGUGGGUCAUCAAGGCUUAGGCAGGCCGGGUGUAUGGCGUUGGGAUCUCCUGUUCUUCCAGCUUGAUUGACACUGUUCUCAACUCAGACUGUUCAGGAGUUCUCCCCACAGUAAGAACACGAAUUGAAGAGCUGUUCCCAGAGGUUUGCUAGGUUGGGCAACGUGUUUUUAGGCUCCUGUGUGUCAGUUUUGUGCAAAAGCCCUAAUAAAACUGCUGUUCUGAAGCAUUCGUACUGACACCCUGAUCUGUUCCUCUGCAGCGCGUGCCUGGGUGCAGGGGCAGGGUCGCUACCGGUGUUAAGGGGGGCUCUUCCCUUCCCAGCCCCCGGUGGGGAUAUUACUUGAAGCACGUCCUGAGCUCUUGCUGAAAGUGUACUCAGCCGUUUCCUUCCUGGGUUUCAAAAGCUGCUCAGGACAUCUUUAUUCUUUGUCACAGUCGAGCUCCUUAGAGCCAGGGGCUAUCUUUAUUAGAUCGGUUAGUACAGGUCGGGCGGGUGGACAGGCUUCUAGGCAGAGUCUGCCUCCAGGGCUGAGUUGUGUGUUAGUAACUCCAGAAGGAGGGAUUCCUGGCUCAUUCCUCUGAGGUUGUGGAGAAGGAAGGAAUGCGUAGAGCUCCUUUUUGAUAACAGUUGAGCUUCUGAACAGCCUAAAAGCACAAAGUUUGUUGUAGAUUUGCAUAUAUCUGAUGUGGCAAAGGGUUUUGUUGGCUAGUGCUCCAGUGAC